AGAACGAAAAAAGCUCUUAAAAAAUUUAGCUAAAAAACUUGUUAACCAACUUUUUAAGCUCUUAGUCCAACAUUAUUUUAUACCUUGGGUUCCCUUUAACAGUAUGUAAAACAGCAUUCAACAAAAUGUAAUUUCUUGUAAGUUUUUUUGUUCCUCUACAGAACAUUCAUUGUGCUAAAUGCACGAACCUAAAAAAUUUGCUUGUUUGCAUAAUUUUCAUGCUGAAUUAAUUAGCUAGCCUCGUUAGCUAGUCAUACUUCUUAAAAGUGAUUAGGAAAUUUUCGUUAGAAGAUUUUUGGGUUCUUGGGUAAUUUUUGAGAAUUGCUGAAGGUAGCUGAAGUUAUUUAAAGGUGUCGUUCUCUAUAUUUUUUAUUCUAAAUCAAACUUCUCAUAACAUCUGCCGCAUAAAGGUACAUUUGCCAUAACAAAACCGUUGGGUCUUUACUGUUGAUUGCUUCCUCGGAAGCGCAUCCGUGUGCACACAACAGUAGGAUCGUUUGUUUUCAAAUUUGGGGGUCGUUGUAAUGUGAUUGACGUGUUUUCCUUGUUUCACGGCGGACGAUGGAUUUAUCGGCCAGCGCUUGAGCCUGGAAGAGCGCACCGUUGCCGUACACUACAUCUAACCAGACAUUAAACAUGGCGUCUUCGCUACGAUCAAAGCAAAUAGAAUGUCUUAAACGAAUGUUAAAUUUAAACGAAAAUGCUGCGAAUUCUUCUUCUACUGAACCAUCAUGGAAGGUGCUUGUUUAUGACAGAUUUGGACAAGAUAUUAUCUCUCCACUUCUAACUGUAAAAGAAUUAAGAGAGCUGGGAGUUACCCUUCAUUUGUUGUUACAUUCAGAUAGAGACAUAAUACCUGAUGUACCAGCUAUAUAUUUUGUUUUCCCAACAGAAGAAAAUGUUCAGAGGAUUUGUAGGGAUCUACAAAAUGGAUUAUAUGAAAAGUAUUAUUUGAAUUUUAUAUCUCCAAUAUCUCGUCACCGUCUUGAAGAUUUAGCAACAUCUGCACUGCAACAUGGUAGUGUUGAACUUGUAUCCAAGGUUGUGGAUCAGUAUUUAAAUUAUAUAUCGUUGGAGGAUGAUUUUUUUACAGUAAAGCACCAUGACAGGGACAGUAUUUCAUACUAUGCUUUGAAUAAAGCAGAUGCAAAAGAUACAGACAUUGAACAUAUUUGUGAUACUUUGGUAGACAGUUUAUUUUCCUUCCUAGUUACUACAGGUACUGUUCCAAUCAUCAGAUGUCCUAAGGGAAACGCAGCAGAAAUGGUGGCAGAGGUACUUGAUAAAAAGAUUCGAGAGAAUUUAAGAGAUUCUCGUAAUAGUUUAUUUACAACGGAUAUACAAUCUGGAAAUUUCAGCUUUCAAAGACCUGUGUUGAUCAUAUUGGAUCGAAAUAAUGACUUAUGUACCCCUCUUCAUCACACUUGGACAUAUCAGGCAUUAUGUCAUGAUAUAUUUGAUCUUCAAUUAAAUCGUGUAUCUGUUCAAGAACCCGACACCAAUAUAAAUAAUAUGGCUAACAGUCAACCCACUCGAAAACAAGUCAAAAAAUAUGACCUUUCUGUUAAAGAUAAAUUUUGGAAUCAACAUAAAAUCAGUCCUUUUCCAAACGUCGCUGAGUCAAUACAAAAAGAACUGGAUGAUUACCGUUCUUCAGAAGAAGAAGUCAAAAAACUGAAGAACAUGAUGGGUGUGCAAAACGAAGAGGAUGAAAUGAUCGAGAGUAUGUGGUCGGACAACACAACUAAACUUACCAAUGCUGUCAGUUCUCUUCCAGAAUUACUAGAGAAGAAACGUAUGAUAGAUAUGCAUAUGAAUAUAGCAACCGCCAUGUUGGAACACAUCAAGCAUCGUAAAUUGGACAUCAUGUUUGAAACAGAAGAAAAAAUCAUGAGCAAAUCAUCACUGGAGACAGCUGUUUUGGAUAUUAUCCAAGAUCCUGAAGCUGGUUCACCUGAUGAUAAGUUGCGCUUGUUCCUUAUAUACUACAUUUCAACACCACACAUGUCCCAGGGUGAAUUGGAUCAACAUAUAAACGCAUUGACCCAAACAGGGUGUGAUACAAGUUGUCUGUCAUACAUGAAAAAAUGGAAAGCAUUCAAUAAGGUCGCGUCUGGUCCCAUCCAAACUGGUUCAGGUCAAAGUACAUACAGCGCCAUGUUUUCACGUAUUAUGAGCACGGGUUCUCAGUUUGUUAUGGAAGGUGUAAAGAGUUUAGUGGUGGGAACAAAAAACUUGCCUGUCACAAGGAUUGUAGACGCCAUUAUGGAUCAUAAAAAUAUACCGGAAACCGAAGAUUAUCGUUAUUUUGAUCCUAAAAUGCUAAAAGUGAGCGAAUCAUCGCAAAGAAAUAAAUCUUUUCAAGACGCUAUCGUGUUCAUUGUUGGUGGUGGAAAUUAUAUUGAAUAUGCAAAUCUUAUAAGUUACGAAAAACGUCAAGGAAACAACCAGAAAAAAAUUACAUACGGAUGCAGUGAACUGUUAAAUGCAAAUCAGUUUUUGAAACAGCUGCAACUGCUGGGUAGUAAAUGAAUCGCAUAGGAUGUCAACACCUGCAACAAACUGGUGGUGGUUAUCCAUUAUGACUACGAGUAAAGUCAUCACGAAAAUGCAAGAGUAGUAAGAAGCCGAGAGCAGUUUAAUGUUACAUGGAGGGAGAACUGUAGUCAGGGAUUUGGUUAGGCGAGUCAAGUUAAUUGGUGAAAAGAAAAUUUUAUAUAUUUAAUGAAAGAUAUCUUUGGUAAUAAUAAGUGUAAAAACAAAAUCGAGAUUAGAACAAAUAAACUUGAAUCGUGAAAAAUAUAAAAUUUCAUGUUUAAAGAAACCAUUAGUCGUUAGAAACUAAGACGUUUACAAAAUGAAAUCUUGAGGGUUUUUUCCAGACCUCUUGUGUCAUUUAAAAGACUUCAAAGGUACCAUUUUUGAAAGUGUAUGGGUAUUGUCUCGAUUAGUUUUUUAGGCGUGAAUGCGUAAAUAUUUAUUUUAUUAAGUAAUCGAGA
Messenger RNA from Hydractinia symbiolongicarpus, 2999 nucleotides. RefSeq names its product sec1 family domain-containing protein 1-like. Gene Ontology annotation, biological process: intracellular protein transport; endoplasmic reticulum to Golgi vesicle-mediated transport. NCBI's taxonomy places the organism in Eukaryota, Metazoa, Cnidaria, Hydrozoa, Anthoathecata, Hydractiniidae. The coding region runs from base 637 to 2532 and encodes 631 amino acids. Gene Ontology annotation, cellular component: cytosol; Golgi membrane. Gene Ontology annotation, molecular function: syntaxin binding. The transcript has 21 exons. The record is from RefSeq and is a predicted model, not a curated record.